This is a messenger RNA of Hylaeus anthracinus, 4325 nucleotides long. RefSeq lists its product as uncharacterized. Gene Ontology annotation, molecular function: chitin binding. The coding region runs from base 325 to 3426 and encodes 1033 amino acids. NCBI's taxonomy places the organism in Eukaryota, Metazoa, Arthropoda, Insecta, Hymenoptera, Colletidae. The transcript is spliced from 8 exons. The record is from RefSeq and is a predicted model, not a curated record. Gene Ontology annotation, cellular component: extracellular region.
AGCACAACGCUCCUGCUGCUGGCUUUUCCACUUCCAUCGCGCAGUCUUGUUGCCGGACCGGACGCGGUCUUGCCCCGAACACACGAGAACGCAGUGAUCGUGCUCGACAAAUCGAGCGAUACGGUUUUCCGAAAGCAACACCCGGUGCCCGUCUAUUCGUCGAGUGUGCUUUCUCAGGAUCGUUCGCUAACCGAGGAACUCAGUCACCGCGGUGUACAGGUGUGAGAAAUUAUAAUUGCAGUGCGCCUCGAUGUGAGGACGGUGCUUUCAUGAGGGAUUAACGAAGAGGAAUCACCCGGAGCUGAGAGAGACAGCAGCACCAACAUGCGGGAGAAAAGGUGGCUUCUGCUCGCUCUGUGCGGUAUCGUUUUGGCCAAUGCAGUUUCGGCUGCAGUGAAGCCAACCAGGCCGAAAUUCAAGAUCGCGACAACCUCGACUACAACAACGUCGACAACCACUACCGAGGAGAACGAGAACGAGGAUCCAGAGCCAACGACAACGACGGUUGCUACUGAGACGAACGGGACAACGGGGCACACCCUGACGGGAAUUCCCCAGAUCGACUACAUCUGGGAUCCUAAUUUGCCACGUGAACUGAACGGUUACAAUCUCAGCGACUAUCCAUUCUACAACAGCAUACCAGAGGACAUCGACUUCAAAUGCGACGGGUUGCACGAUGGGUUCUACGCGAGCGUGCCUCACAAAUGUCAGGUGUAUCAUCACUGUCUCUUCGGUACGAGGUACGACUUCCUCUGCGCGAACUUUACUGCGUUCGACCAGAAGACCUUCAUCUGUCACUUCGUGUCCGAGGUCGACUGUGCCAACUCGAAAAAGUACUGGCAUAGGAACGACGCCCUCUACAAGGCGGCGACAACCACGACGACGUCCACCUCGACGACCACGACGACGACGACGACGCCGUCGCCAGCUCCUGUGGAAGCAGGACGAUCGAGAGACAGGGAUCCUCCGAGAAGAAGAUGGCCAUUGAGAAGACGACCUGCGUACGAUUACUACGACGAUGAGUACUACGACGACGAGUACAGUCGCCCUCGUGGCUAUAGUAGGGACGAUUACGACUACGAAGACAGAAAGUACACAAGGGACAGGCAUCGAGAGUUCAGAGAUCGAGAUCGCGAUUUUCGAGAGAGAGAUGGUCCAAGACCAAGAGACGGAAUUGUCAGGGACGACAGAGAUCGAGAUACGAGUGCCAGGGACAGAUAUCAGAACAGAAACAAUAGGAGAGAUCCUACCAGGAUGAGGGACCUGUUACAUCCUCUGGAAGAAGACGCAAAGGUCAGGCCAAGAGACCCUGAAUCAGGACCGAGGUCUGCUUCCAGAGAGGUCGACGAGGCGGAGCUGGAAGAUCGACGAAGCGAUUCUAGAGUCAGGGACACCGACGACCGUCGGUACUCUGAUAAAAGAUACAGGGACGAGUACGACGACAAAGUGUCUGCUCCCUCGUCUGCGGUCACGGAGACGAAACUGGAUGGCCUGGUGAAGCCUGCGGCACCCAUAGCUUCCGUUUACGCGCGACCAAGAGCCCCACCAAAAAUUCGAAGACCAGUCCCGCUCUCUGAACAGGACAAAUACGCUUACAAAUCGACCACCGUUCAGCCCACAGAGGAUUCUCGAAGGAGACCCGUGGACAUGGCAGAAGACGAUUACUACGAGGACGAACUGGAGGAUUUUCGUCCAGUUCGAAGACCGCAUAGAAGAAGACCGUCCUACAGAGAAAGAGAGAGAGAUUUCUACGAUAGCAGGGACAGAGAAAGGGACAGAGACCGAGUCUUCAGAGGCCGUUACCGAGACGAGGAGGAGGAGGAGGAGGAGGAGCUGCGGCCUAGAAAACACCCCGAUCGCUCGAGAGAUCGCUACUACGAUCGAGAGAGGGAUCGAGGUGACGACAGAGGCGUCGAUCGAGGAAGAGAUCGAUCCCUCGACCGUAGCAAAGAUCGGCCCGUGGACCGUGAUCGUGGACGAACGCAAGACGCUGACAAAUCGGACAGACCUUACUCGACUCGAGUUCUGGACAGAGAAAGGGACGUGGACCGUUCUAGAACUGGCUCCAGAGGGAAAGAGCUGCAAGACAGCACCGAUUUGACUGGCAGGAAAUCCAACGGUUACGAUAGAACGACUAGCAGCGCGACAACGACAACGUGUCUGCCCGAGCAGCUGGUUCACAAAUCCGAAUCAAACGCCAAGGAUCCAGUGAACGAUCGUUCCGAGAGACCAACGCAAGAAAGGCCAGCCAGACCACUGCAAAGCUCGCCGACACGACCACCACCGAUCGAACAAGGGGAACCUCAUAGAACGAACCAGCAGCAGUCCGCCGAGUACCCAGAAAGGGACCAGGACGAUAGACGCGAGCAGAGUCAGUACCAGACUGGCUCUUUGGAGGAAUAUUCGCAAGAUUACUACGACGAACCUGAUGAUCCACCUGCUCCACCCCCGCGAGCCACGGUCCGCAUCGUGAAACGACCAUUCCUACCGUCCAGAGGCGGAAAUUCCAACCCGAGGGGCUUGUCGUCGGUCGGCUCGAAGGCCACCACGCCUAAACGGGAAGAAGAUAGACCGACGGAGAGGAGCACGGUUCAGGAGAGACCCAACAACUACUACGGGCACGACACGAACCAACAGAGUCCCUCGCCUCGUCAGGAAUCCAAGGCGCGACAAGAAGAGAAGGAAAGCUACGACGCGUACAAAGCUAUUCACAUCGAAAGUCAACGCGAGCAUACCUCGGACGACUACGACACGUCCAUAGCCAGACCUGCGGUUCGACGACCUGUCGAUCGACAGCGGGAGAACGAGCACAAGUCUGCGGACGAACCGUAUACUAGAGGAACUAAGCAAGGACAGCAGCAGGCCGAUCGACAGGAUUUUGAUGAUGGGUUGGCCAAGUGGCCCUCCGAAGACUAUUCUUCGGAGGGAAACGCCCAGACUCCGAGUUCCUCGGUUCGGAACAAGGGAAGACUGACUGCCAGUGAGAGCCCUAACGUCUACGGAUCCUCGUAUAAAACUGACGAGAACCAAGAGCAUCCUACCGGUCCAGCCAAUCUCAGGGUGAAGCAGAGGAUCAACGAGGUGACGCAUCGACUCCAGGAUAUCCCAGAGAGCGAGUACGACGUCACUUUAAAUGACGCCUUGACGCCCACGUUAAAUCAAGAACCUAAUCUGCCCAGCGGAUUCGUGCUGCCACUUCAUAGACAGAUAGGAAGAGAUCCAGUCCUCGAAUCGUCUGAAAACAAUUACAAGGUGUCAAGGCCGGUUAAUCAACAACAGAAGCCCUUCGUGGCCAGUCCUCAGUUUCUACCCGCAGCCAAUGGGGACAGGCUGAGAACCAUGUACUACAGACCAUCAGAGUCGAUUCAGCUCAGCGGAACGCAGUACCGGCAGACCGGACCGUGGCAAGAUUACACCGGAUAUUGAUACUAAUUCCAACGCGUAAAGUACAUUCGGAAUGUCGAAAAGCUUCGGUAUGUUACUUUUCUCGAUUCGUGGACGAGUGAAAUCCACUUGGGUCGCCAUCGAAUUGGUUAUAUACAGAGUUGGAUGAAUGUUGUUCCGAACAACGAAUAAGGAAUUACGAAUAAAUCUGCGAUUCGAAUAAGAGUUUAUUCUUUACUCGAAAGGUUCCGUAAACGAAUGAACGUCGUCAAGAAGCGACGUUUAUUUGUAAACAUCGAGUUGUUCGAUCGAAACUUUAUUCGUCAUUCUGGAAUAACUAGAUUUACUCGCGACUUUUAUUCGAAUAUUGUUCCAACUAGAAUUGAUUCGAAACAAUCUGUUUGAAAUUUUAUUCGAAUAACGUCCAGCUCUAAUUGAAAGUAAUCUCCGUGUAAUUCAAACGAAAUCGAGUCCUCGGCGUUUUAGUUAUUCGGAGGUUAACCGUACAUACAUAGUCGAGGGAACAGUAGUGACUUCCGACUUGUUUUGGGAACAAGAAAACAUUAUUGGACUAUAGGUCACGUCGGUCCGACUUUUCGAUGUCUUUCAUGCAGGAGAAACCGGAUUGCUUCCGUGUUUCGGAUUCUUCAAAAUAAAAUACGAAUAUUUAAAUAAUCAAAUAAUUAUCGUGAUGUUGACAAGCAUCGAGCGUAGCAACAAGAUCGAACAGAGUACUCUAAAAGUAACGAUAAACGCAAUCACGGAUCUAUACUUAUCGAGGCCUGAACUUCAUUGCUUUUGCGGACUCUUUUUUUCUUUUCUGAAAUAUUUUGCCAAGGACAAAAAGGUAUUGCUGUGAAAAUUUACUUAUCCUCCCACUAUUUUGCGACCGUCGGUACUCAGUGUUGCGUAGGAAAAAACAGCCAACAAAUAUUUGGUCA